GUGACAAGCAUGGUUUCUCGGACUCUUCUCAAUCAGCAUACGGCGCAUGUAUUUAUUUACGGGCGUCCAAUGGCGAAAAUCAUUCAAUACAUUUAUUAUGCGCGAAAUCACGUGUUGCUCCGCUUAAAACUAUAACAAUUCCUCGCCUGGAGCUAUGUGGAGCCCUUUUAUUAGCACGCUUAAUGAAAAAGACCAGCAAAAUCUUAAAUUUACCAAUAACACAUCAAUAUUACUGGACUGAUUCAACAAUAGUUUUGUCUUGGUUAUCAGAAAUUUCUGGAAAUUGGAAAACAUUCGUCUCUAACCGAAUUUCGGAAAUUCAAUCACUAACAGAUGUAAAUUACUGGCGCCAUGUACCAACCAAAUAUAACCCUGCCGAUCUUAUCUCUCGCGGUACAACAACAUCAGAUUUAAUUAAUAAUAAAUUAUGGUGGAAUGGACCAGUUUGGUUAAAAAGUGAUACAACUAAUUGGCCUAUUACCCCUCCUAAUAUAUAUCAGAAAACUGACGUAGAGAGGAAAAGGGUUGUCUUUUUAAUCAUUACAGUACAAGAAUUACAUGUUUUUGGAAAAUUUUCAAAUUACUUAAAAUUACAAAGAGUCAUAGCGUACUCUCUCAGGUUUAUCAACAAUAUAAAAAAUAAAACUAACAAAUUGUACGGUAACAUUUCAACUAAUGAAUUGGAAAGAGCUUCACUCACAAUUAUCAAACAUAUUCAAGCCAUCACAUUUCCUUCAGAAAUUUCAAAUUUACAAAGUAAUAAACCUUUAGACAGAAAAAGUAAACUGCUGCCAUUAGCGCCAUUUUUAGAUAACAAUGGUCUGUUGCGCGUUGGUGGUCGAUUAAAACAUGCUGAAUUAGAUUUUUCUAUAAAACACCCUGCAAUAUUACCAUCAAAUCACCAUGUGACAAAACUAUUAGUUCAGUACGAACAUGAAAAAUUGCUUCACGGUGGACAGCAAUUAACCUUGGCGUCACUCAGACAGCAAUAUUGGCCCAUAAAUGGUCGAAGUAUUGUACGACAGGUCCUGCACAAAUGUUUACGGUGCUUUCGCACUAAUCCAAAGGGUACCGUCCCGCCAACAAUGGGAAAUUUACCAGUAAAGCGGUUGCAAACUGCCCCAGCCCUCAACAAAAUAUUGACUCAAAACAGGGUGCUUUUGCUCUGGAUUCCGGGCUUUAGCGACAUAACGGGAAACGAGCUCGCAAACGACCUUACUAAUGCAGGUGCUCAACAGCAACUCACUCGCCCAGAGCCUGCUGUGGGUAUCUGCAACAGCCUGAAUGGGGCGCUUCAAGACUGGGAAACACACCAUAGAUGA
Molecule: messenger RNA, 1322 nt
Organism: Agrilus planipennis (emerald ash borer)
Lineage: Eukaryota; Metazoa; Arthropoda; Insecta; Coleoptera; Buprestidae
Exons: 3
Coding region: 183-1322 (379 amino acids)
Source: RefSeq, a predicted model, not a curated record